This is a messenger RNA of Siniperca chuatsi (mandarin fish), 2082 nucleotides long. RefSeq names its product synaptotagmin Vb (gene syt5b). Gene Ontology annotation, molecular function: clathrin binding; calcium ion binding; phosphatidylserine binding. The coding region runs from base 671 to 1747 and encodes 358 amino acids. Gene Ontology annotation, cellular component: synaptic vesicle membrane; axon; dense core granule. The record is from RefSeq and is a predicted model, not a curated record. Gene Ontology annotation, biological process: cellular response to calcium ion; regulation of calcium ion-dependent exocytosis; calcium ion-regulated exocytosis of neurotransmitter. The transcript has 8 exons. NCBI's taxonomy places the organism in Eukaryota, Metazoa, Chordata, Actinopteri, Centrarchiformes, Sinipercidae.
AAAUCCACCCCUGUACAGAAUUGACAUUAUGAUAAAUACAUAUUAUUACAUAUUUGUAUUUACCAUUUUAGUCCAUCUGAAUAUAGUCUUUAAUAAAGGUCAAAUAUAUUAUAGAUAUGAGAGGAAAAAGAGUGUGACAUAUUCGACAUAGUAUAAAGAAUUUUAUUUUUUUUAUUUUAUAGUAAUAUGAGAUUGUUUUCUGGGUCAUCACACCAACUAUUUUUGCCGUUCAUACCCAUGCAAAUCUAAGUGGAAAAAGUGCAUGAGAAUUGUUUUCCCUUCAGUUAACAGCUACUGCUGAGUUGCACAGGAGUCAGGCACUUAAUGAUGCACUGCACUGCUGGGGGUUGCACAGAGCCACUCCCAGCUGGUAGUGUGUUAUUAUCAGAUUGUGGUGAAGGGUGUUGCACACAUGCAUGCCUAGAUAAACGAGUGCUUAAAGAGCCCAAUCAACUGUUGUAAAAAGCACCAUAUUUUAUUUCAAUAGUAUCAUUACUUUGAUGAUGUUACGUAUUACAUCCUUGGUUCUGUUUCCAAGCUUUGGAAAAGGAGUUUAUGUUCAAAAAUAUUGUUCGAACUGAUUUAGAUUAUAGGAGUAAAUUUAUGAAAGUGUUUUUUUCUUUGAUGUAAUGUCAAGAUGUGACAGAUUUAAAGCCUCUUGAAAAUCCUGAUGUUUCCCAUGUGGGCAGUAGGAGCCAUUGUUGUGGUGGUCCUGGUUUUGGUGGCAUGUUGCAUCUUCUGUCUUUUCAAAAAAUGCUUUGUGAAAACGAAAAAGCCAAAGAAAGUGAGGGAGAGGAAGACAGGUCGCCGCAGAAAGGAAAAGGAAGGUGAAGGAGAGGCUGGAGAGAAAGAGGGGGAGGUGAAGAAGGAGGGGGAGGAAGAGGAGAAAGAACAGGAAAAGUUGGGUAAACUGGAGUUCUCGUUGGACUACAGCUUCACAGAUUCCCAGCUUAUAGUGGGUAUCCUCCAGGCUCAGGACCUUGCUGCUAUGGACAUGGGGGGAACCUCAGACCCCUAUGUCAAAGUCUUUUUGUUGCCAGACAAAAAGAAGAAGUAUGAGACCAAAGUUCAACGCAAGAAUUUAUGCCCUGUUUUCAACGAGACUUUCAUCUUCAAGAUCCCGUAUGCAGAGUUGGGCGGAAAGACUUUGGUGCUGCAAGUUUUUGACUUUGAUCGUUUCUCCAAGCACGAUAUGAUUGGUGAGAUAAAAAUUCCGAUGAACAGUGUUGACUUGGGCCAGCCAAUGCAACAAUGGAGAGAUUUGGAGAGUGGUGAGAAGGAGGAGCAAGAAAAACUGGGCGAUAUUUGCAUUUCUUUACGGUAUGUACCCACUGCUGGAAAACUGACAGUGAACAUCAUGGAGGCAAAGAAUCUGAAGAAAAUGGAUGUUGGUGGCUUAUCGGAUCCGUAUGUGAAGAUUGUUCUGCAGCAAAAUGGGAAACGGAUUAAGAAGAAAAAGACGACAGUCAAGAAAAACACGCUCAAUCCUUACUUUAAUGAGAGUUUCAGCUUCGAUGUCCCCUUUGAGCAGAUACAGAAAGUGCAGGUCGUCAUCACAGUGUUUGACUAUGAUAAACUUGGGAGCAAUGACCCCAUUGGAAAGACCUUCAUGGGUUAUGGUGCUACAGGAGUUGGCCUGCGCCACUGGUCAGAUAUGCUUGCAAAUCCCAGGCGUCCAGUAGCCCAGUGGCACACUCUCCUGCCAGAAGAAGAAGUCGAUGCGGCAGUCAAAGCAAAACCUCGUUAGAGUCGCACCUUGUUUGAGUAUCAAAUACUGCUGAUAUGUUACUUAUUGUUAAUCCUGAUGUUUCCUCAAUUUGCAUGUUCUGUUUUCCAUUUUGUUUCUUUUAAGACAGUUUAAUGUGUGUGUGUGUGUGUGUGUGUGUGUGUGUCUGUAAAUGUGCAUCUUUUGUGUAUUUGUGCUCACGCAUGGGCCUAGUAAAAUUUGGAUCCGUGAGGAAGAAUUACACUGGACCUUUUUGCUCUUUUUGAAGUGCUGUGGUGCAACAGAGUCCUGAAACAUGCUUGUUGUAAUGCUCUGGAUUUUUUCAAAUGAAAAUAAACCCACAAUGGACAAUUUCA